Durotheca rogersii is the source of this 887-nucleotide messenger RNA. RefSeq lists its product as uncharacterized. The transcript has a single exon. The record is from RefSeq and is a predicted model, not a curated record. Lineage: Eukaryota; Fungi; Ascomycota; Sordariomycetes; Xylariales; Xylariaceae. The coding region runs from base 61 to 306 and encodes 81 amino acids.
UACUGGGAAUAGCCCAUUUUAUUACUUCCAGCGUGAACGAUUGAUCGAUCGGUCCUAUCGAUGCGCGUGUGCGCGGUAUACGCGUAUGUACAAGUUCGUGUCUGGGCGUCAGUCAUCCCAUCCCCUCUAUACGGCCCGCAACGAUAUGCUUCAACCAUAUAUCCCACUUCCUCCGUAACCAAGGGAAGCCAAGUUCAGUCCAGCCAUAGGACCCAUCCCAUCCCAAUGUCCAACACCUAUUCCCUUCCUUAUCCACCUAGACACACAGUCCAAACGCCUACACGAGCGGUGGAGAUAAGAGAGUAGAGUUUGAAAAGUGGAAAAAACCCAAAAUAUAAUAGAGGUAGGGAAAUCUUUAAAAAAAUCUUGAAGGGAAAUUUGUUGCGCCGAUGCUUUUUCCGCCCAAGGGAAAAAAAGAUGGUUCUAGUAACCCCUUCUCAAAGCAACCUAUCGCGUCGUUCUCCCUGGUCGUCUCCUUGAAGUCUCCCUUGGGCCUCCCUUACGACGUCGGACCCCGGCCCCCCAGAUCCCCCGUAUCCUCGUGGAAUAUGCUCCGUCUAAGCGGGCUCCCCGCGCCCGCCCUGUCGCCGCGGUCCCAGUCGCUGCCUGCUUGGUUCGCCGUCGGCGGUUCGGCGGGGGCGUUGCCGCGUGGCUGUUGUUGGUUGCCCGCGCCCUCGUUAUACGCCGGCGGCGCUGCGCUCCCCGCGUCCGAGCUCACCGUCACGUCGCUGAUCUGCCGCAGGUGCGCCGAGUCCCGGCUGCUGAUGCCGCUGAGUCCGCUGACCACCGCUUUGCGAGGGCCGGACGACGGAGCCGCUGCAGCUGCUGCGUUGUGGCUGUCUGCGCCCUCUGGAGAGGCGGCCGCAGCAGCAGCAGCAGCAGCAGCA